This is a messenger RNA of Chenopodium quinoa (quinoa), 1224 nucleotides long. RefSeq lists its product as uncharacterized. Bases 1 to 1224 code for a protein of 407 amino acids. NCBI's taxonomy places the organism in Eukaryota, Viridiplantae, Streptophyta, Magnoliopsida, Caryophyllales, Amaranthaceae. The record is from RefSeq and is a predicted model, not a curated record. The transcript is spliced from 2 exons.
AUGAUCGCCUUGAUCAAGAGGAGACAAUAUAGUGGAGCUAAGAAUGAGUGUCCGUUGAAUCAUCUUAAAGAGUUCGAGAAGUAUUGCAAUACUAUUAAAGUAAACGGAGUUUCUCAAGAGUUCAUCUGGCUAAAGUUGUUUCCCUUUUCUCUCAUAAGCCGGGCCUUGGAGUGGUUGGACAAGGAGGUAAAGCCAAACUCUCUAAGAACAUGGGACAAAGUCACCAAGAAAUUCUUGUCCUGGUUUUACCCACAAAAGAAAACGGCGGAGGCUAGAGCUUUGAUUCAAGGGUUCAAGCAAAGGCCUAAUGAAAGCCUUUACGAAGAAUGGGAGAGGUAUAAAGAGUACCAAAGGGAGUGUCCCCACCACGGAAUUCCAAACUAUCAAGUCAUUCAAAUUUUCUAUGGUGGCCUAAGUCCGCAAGGCAAAUCAUGCCAUGAUUGGGGAACCAGAGGUCCCAUUAUGAAUAUAACGGAGGAAGAAGUGGUGGACAUUAUUGAGUAUGUGGUGAAGUACUAUAGAGAUUGGCAAGAUGGUGAGAGGGAUUCAACUAGCAAGAGUGGCUCUUCGGUGUACUCUAUUUACCAUCUAAAUGCGAUCAACAACCUCUCCUCCCAAAUGACAAACUUGGGAAAAGAAAUGACCGCAAUCAAGGCUAAAUUGGAAAGCUCUUCUUCUUUUCAAGCUUCGAAUCUUCCCUCCCAAUUUAAGGGGAGAGGUACUCUUUCUAACUGUCAACCCCUUCCCUCCUCAAAUAAUAUGCCUAGUGGUUGCUUGUUUUGUGAUGCAUGUGGAUCUUAUGAUCAUGACUCUUGUAAUUGCCCUCACGCUUCUCCAGAAUGUGGUGAUGAUUUUGAUAACAAUGAGAGUGAGCAUGUGAACUAUGUGUCAAAUAAUAAUGUGCAAAGGACUAAUUUGGAGGAUAUAAUUAAAAAUCAAACCAAGUUGUUGAACACAUACAUGGCCAUUAGUGACAAGAAAUUUAAUGAGAUGAUGACCCAUAACAAAAUGCUCGAAAACCAAAUUUCUCAACUUGCUAAUGCUUUGAAAGACCAAGAAAACCCUACUUUUUUACCUUCCCAGGGCCUAAAUCCCAAGAAACCCGUGAAUGCUAUUGUUACAAGGAAUGGUAAGGUUCUUGAGGAGAGAUUGCCUAGGAAGAGGAAGACAAGGAGGUCCCCGAGGAUGCUUUGGUUGAGAAUGAGGGAGAUAGAGCAUCUUUAA